GGUACUAGGUAGUUCAUAUUUCGUUCAAUCUGAUCAGUCAGUCAAUCGAAAGUGCGUCUCUCCGAGUGCGCAAUUCAGGUGCUCGUGGGUUGUUAUUAAACUUAUUUAUUUCUAUCCAUUUGACAAUCUGUGAAUCAACCAUUGAUAAGUUUUUUUUUUUCUGAUUAUGCGAAAAUGCAAUUAUUGAAUUCAUUAGAGUGUUUAAUUGAUUAAGAUAUUUUUUUUUUAUAUAUUUUAAUAUUUAAACUGAUGUCUUUGAGGGAUUUUUGGUCAGAAGUUUAUUGCCAGUGGAACAGGCAAGGUUGUUAUUGAAACGUGUUCUUACCUUGAUCACCUGAAUCAAUAUAAAAUCAGUGUCAAUGCAAAAAAUGCUAAACUUUAAGGUGAUUUGUAUCUUACUUGUGUUGAAUGUUUCUCAGAGAGCAGUGGUUAAUGGUGAUUCGUUAAAAAUCGUUGAUGAAACUCAAGGAAGUGAAAACGGAAAAAACUUUUCUAGCAAAAGUUUUGAAUUUAUGAAAUUGAAUUGGGAAAAUGAAUUCCUUAACGAUAUCACAUAUGGAGAACAAUUCCAACUGAAUUCUAGUUCGGCGUGUAACCGGCAUAUACGUACGAUUGUAACGGCAGUUAAAAACGGUGACAUAUGGGCACUCGAGUUUAUCGAUUCAUGGGGUAAGAUUCCCUCCGGAAUACUCUAUGGUCAUUUAGUUGAACUGGGCAGCUUUGACGAAUGUUUACAAACAGAACAUUACAUUGAAAACCAGGAAAAUAAUGAUCUAAUUCUUGGCCAAUAUUGCAUGACAACUCUUCCAUUUGGCAAAUUAGUCAAAAACAUUUACCCACAGCUUUCAGAAGUUGAAAAGCUUAGUAUUGGCAUCUGUAUCCCUCGAUCAUGUGAAGCAUUUGAAGUCAAUGAAAUUUUAACUAGAACAUUGUCAAGGAUUUUUAAUGUUUCGAAUGUGUCAGAUAUAGUGACACAGGGAAAAUGCAUACAAAAUAGCAAAUUAAAAUUUGAUACAAUUGACUGGAUUGCAAUAUCAAUAUUUUCAUUUGUAGGUUUCCUAAUUUUGUUUAGUACCAUUUACGAUGUAUAUUCAAAAAGACGAGGAAGUGAUCCCAAUGAAGGUCUGGUGGCAUUUUCACUUUAUGUCAAUAUGACCAUCUUGUUCCGAACUUCAUCGAAGAAGUCACCAAAUGUUAUAAGCUGUCUCAAUGGUAUUCGUUGUAUGUCAAUUAUAUGGAUAAUCUAUGGUCAUGAUUAUAUGUUUAAUUUGCUUUUACCAAAUGCAAAUAGCAAGGAUAUUGUCGAGUGGGCUCAAACUCCUUUCUCUAUGUUUUUGCAAAGUGGGACCAUUUGUGUAGACUCAUUCUUCUUUCUCAGUGGCUUGCUUCUUAUUUGGGCUGGCUUGAAGGAAAUGGAAAGGUCUAAAGGAAAGUUAAACGUACUUCAAAUGUACCUGCAUCGAUAUAUUCGUCUGACUCCAAUAGUUGCUGCUGCUAUUCUCUUUUAUGUCAGCCUAUUUCGUCAUAUGGGAAAUGGACCAUUAUGGAACGAUUUUACUAGUCCCAAUAAGCUUUGUCAUGAAACUUGGUGGGCAACACUUUUGUAUGUUCAAAACUAUGCUGCUGCUGGAAAAAUGUGUUUGGGACAUACUUGGUAUUUAGCUGUGGACAUGCAAUUAUAUAUUCUGUCCCCAUUGAUCUUAAUUCCAAUAUUCAAAUGGAAGAAAAAAGCCAUUGCAGGAGUUAUUGUUUUGGGAUUACUUCUAAUAGCGUGCAUUUUUACUAGUAUUGUAGUGAAUAAUUAUUCGGUUUUUAGUAAAACAGGAAAUUUAGGUGAAGAUACUGUGGAAAUGAGAAAAAUAUAUUAUGCCACGCAUGCGCGUACAUCACCUUGGCUAAUAGGAAUAAUUUUUGGGUAUUUCUUGUACAACCACAGAGACAGCCGAAUAAAAAUGCCAAAGCUAGUCGUAUUUGGCGGUUGGAUAAUAGCAAUGGCCUUAUUAUUAACUGGGAUAUUUUCUUUAUAUCCAAAAGUUUUACCUAGUGCAGAACCUUUGACGACAAUAGAAGGAGCUUUUUACUUGACUUUAAGCAGGGUAGCUUGGCCACUUGCCCUCUCGUGGAUUGUUUUUGCCUGUGUCAAUGGUUACGGAGGAGUUGCAAAUACAUUUCUGUCAUGGCCAUUUUGGCAACCAUUGGCAAGACUAUCAUACUCAAUGUACAUUAUUCACUUGAUGGUUGAAACAAUUACUGCUGGACGAACGAAAGUCAAUGUACACUUCUCAGAUUAUGAUGUGAUUUUACGUUUUUGGGGAGAUUUUGGUAUAACGAUUUUAGUUUCGAUAGUUGCGUACUUAAUGUUUGAGUCACCAAUGUUGGGAAUUGAAAAAGUGUUGUUUAAGACAAAACCGAAAGAACAAGUAAAAACAAUUUCAAAAGAAGGACUCUGCGAUCACGAAUCGUAAAUUGUGUUAAAUGGGAUCGACUAUUUGUGUAUGCACCAGAUAAGGAGGCCCAUCAGCCUCGUAUUUAUUUAAUUUUUAUGUAAAUAAUUUUAUGCAAAUUUUUGUUUUUAAUUUAUGUA
Episyrphus balteatus (marmalade hoverfly) is the source of this 2584-nucleotide messenger RNA. Its product is annotated as nose resistant to fluoxetine protein 6-like. The coding region runs from base 360 to 2465 and encodes 701 amino acids. The record is from RefSeq and is a predicted model, not a curated record. Gene Ontology annotation, molecular function: acyltransferase activity, transferring groups other than amino-acyl groups. Lineage: Eukaryota; Metazoa; Arthropoda; Insecta; Diptera; Syrphidae. The transcript has 10 exons.